Messenger RNA from Rhipicephalus microplus (southern cattle tick), 958 nucleotides. RefSeq lists its product as uncharacterized. The record is from RefSeq and is a predicted model, not a curated record. NCBI's taxonomy places the organism in Eukaryota, Metazoa, Arthropoda, Arachnida, Ixodida, Ixodidae.
ACGACCCCGCCCUCUCCGCGGAGCUGUCAGACCGGCUUUGAACUGUGAUUCGAUCCCACGGAAGUGCACAUUACACGAUACCGUACAGCUUCUUGCGUUCUUUUUUUCAACAAGGGAUACACUCAUACCAAAGCAAUGGCGACGGAAGCUAUCACCGGUCCCGAAGCGAUCGUGGAAUCUCCUCCUGCCACGGAGAACCAUGUGGUGCCCGAAACGAAGCCUGCGGCCGUCUCGCACGAGUCCGCCCCGGAGACGAAACCGGAGGAACCAGCCGUUAAGCCUGAAGAAACCGUCCCCGAGUCUUCCAGCACCACCGAGUCCGCGAAAGACUCCGAAUCUUCCGGCAAGACCGAAUCGCAGGAGACGGAGCCGCAGAGCGACAAGCCAGAAAGUCAGCAGGCGGAACCCGCCGCGUCAGAGCCUCCAAAGUCUGACAUCGCCGCCAGCCAGCCGUCGCCUGACGCGAAUCCCACACCAGCCAGCACCGAAGUGAAGACUUCGACCGUUGAAGCCGUAGAACCAAGCAAUCAACCCACAGAGCAGACAGAGGCUCCUGCCGUGGCACCGACAGACGAAAGCAAGGAUUCCAGCACUGUACCAGCGGAAACAAGCAAGCCCGAAGCCGAUGCCACGAUGGAGAGCUCCAAGGCGGCGGCAACCGCUGACGAGGUCGCCGACAAGUUAAAGGACCUCAAAGUCAAGGACGACUCCGAACACAAGACUGCUGACGAGUCCAAGCCGUCGGAGACCAGUGAGAAACCCGCCGAGUCUGCAGAGGCUGCCGCGCAAGGCGACGCGCAGGCGACGGCGCCUGUAGAGAAGCCCGCCGCCGCAGUCGAUGAAAAAGGAAAGAAGCGGCGUUGCGUCAUAGCUUAGGUUAAUAUAGGUUACGUAUUCGCUAUUUAUAUGAACGUCCUUUUUACAAACUGUUCUUCAAUAAACCUUUUUACACACAGCC